AUGACUGACGAAAAUUGUAUUCAAGAGUGGAAGAUAAAUUUUUAUGAUACGGUUAAAAAAUCAGCUCAUUACAAAGUAAUGUUACAAGAAGAGUAUGAACAAAUUUUGAAAGAUGUGCAGGAUGCAAAAUUAAAUGGUGCAAAGUGUAGUCGUCAGUAUAGGAGAUUAAAUAGAUAUGACAUUUUGGAAGUUGCAGGCGUGUGCAAAUUAAUAAAAAAGUGUAAUAAUGGUGAAGUGAAAUAUUUCGCACCAUUAGAAGAAGUCUUUGAAAUUUUGACAUUGGCACACAUGGGAACUGGUCAUGGAGGAAGAGACCGCAUGUUGAGUGAAACUUCAAAAAAAUAUGAAAAUAUAACUCGAGAAGUUGUUAGAAUUUUUUUAUCAAUGUGCGAGACAUGCCAUCAAAAAAAGGUCAAAAGAAAACGCGGACUAGUUUCAAAACCUAUACUUCACAAAGAGAUGAAUAGUCGGUGUCAAGUAGAUUUGAUUGACCUGCAGUCUCAAGCAGAUGGCAAUAAUAAAUUUAUAAUGGUUUAUCAAGACCACUUGACGAAAUUCGUUCUCCUUCGACCGCUAUCUUCAAAACGUGCAGAAGAGAUUGCAUACCAACUUCUGGAUAUCUUUCUCACCUUUGGAGCCCCUGUUAUUCUUCAGUCAGAUAACGGUCGUGAAUUUGUUAAUCACAUAAUUACCGAAUUAGCAUCUCUAUGGCCUGAAUUAAAAAUCGUCCAUGGAAAACCCAGACACAGUCAAAGUCAGGGAUCAGUGGAACGAGCAAAUCAGGACAUAGAAAAUAUGCUGGCAGUCUGGAUGAAGGAUAACAAAACAACGAAAUGGGCUGAAGGAUUGAAAUUCAUCCAAUUCUCAAAAAACAGAGCACUACAUUCGGGAAUAAAACAAGCACCCUACAAAGCCAUGUUCGGCUGUGACGCAAAAAUCGGACUUUCAACUUCGACAUUGCCCUGCGAAGUAAUAAAAAAUAUUUCAACCGAGGACUAUCUUCUCAACGUGCUGGAAAUUGAUGAACCGAGUACCGAAAAUAAUGAGGAGGAAUUAAAUUUAGAAAUAAACGCAACAGCAACUGCAAACUCAGAUUCAUCCGAAGACAACUCUAUUAAUAGUAGGCAUCAAGAAAUUAUUUGUGCAAGAAAACGAGCAUUUGAUGGAUUGGAAAAGCAGGCCAAAAAAUGA
Messenger RNA from Leptopilina heterotoma, 1191 nucleotides. Its product is annotated as KRAB-A domain-containing protein 2-like. The record is from RefSeq and is a predicted model, not a curated record. The transcript is spliced from 2 exons. Gene Ontology annotation, biological process: DNA integration. NCBI's taxonomy places the organism in Eukaryota, Metazoa, Arthropoda, Insecta, Hymenoptera, Figitidae. Gene Ontology annotation, molecular function: nucleic acid binding. The coding region runs from base 1 to 1191 and encodes 396 amino acids.